AUGGCCUCCAAGCACCACAUGUCCCCCCUGAAGCAGCCGGACGGCAGGGGCAAGAAAGCAAAGCGGGGAGAGGAGGAUGACGCCUGGAGCUCCACCUUGGCAGCCCUGAAAACUUCCCCCAAGGAGAAGCCCCCCACCACCAUCGAUGGGCUGUGCCCCCUGGGCAUGGCGCCAGGCGCCCAGGUCUACGAGGACUAUGACUGCAUGAACCAGACCAACAUCAGUGCCAACAACAAGAAGUUCUACAUCAUCCAGCUCCUUGAGCAUGACAGUGCCUACAGUGUCUGGAGCCACUGGGGUCGCAUGGCGGAGGUGGGUCAGUCCAAGCUCAUGCCCUCUGCCUCUCUGGAGGCCACCAAGAGCUUUGAGAAGAAGUUUCGGGAGAAGACCAAGAACAGCUGGGCAGUGAGGGAGAAAUUCGUUGCCCAGCGAGGGAAGUACCCACUCAUCGAGGUGCAGCCAGGGGCCAGGCAGGAGGUGGAGGUUGCCCUCAGGGUGGAUUGCGUGGACGGGGACAAGGUCUGCAAGCAGUGGGUGCUGCCCUGCACCUUGGACAAAGCCAUGCAGGACCUGGUGUCCCUCAUCUUCAGCAGCGACAUGUUCUGGGAUGCCAUGCAGACCGUGAAUAUUGAUGCAAAGAAGAUGCCGCUGGGGAAGCUGAGCAAGCAGCAGAUCACGAGGGGCUUCGAGGCACUGGAGGAGCUGGAGGUGGCACUGCGGGAGCAUCCCCAGGCCGCCCGCCUGGAGGACCUCUCCUCCUGCUUCUGCACCAUCGUCCCCCAUAACUUUGGGCAGGCACGGCCACCCCCCAUCAACUCCCCCGACAUGCUGCGUGCCGAGAAGGACAUGCUGUUGGUGCUGGCCAACAUCAAGGUGGCACAGAGCCUGCAGGCACAGAAGGAGAAGGAGGAGGAGGAGGAAGUCGCCCAUCCCCUGGAUCAAGAUUACGCCCUGCUCUGCUGCCAGCUCUCCCUGCUGGACCCGGCUUCCCAGGAAUACCAGCUGAUCCAAAAUUAUGUGACACAGACGGGGCACAAACUCCGCAUCCUCAACAUCUGGCAGGUGGCCCGAGAUGGUGAGGACGAGCACUUCAAAGCCCACGACCUCCUGGAGCACCGGCGCCUGCUUUGGCAUGGCACCAACGUGGCGGUGAUCACGGCCAUCCUAAAGAGCAGGCUGCGCAUCGUGCCCCACUCAGGCGGAUGCAUGGGCAAGUGCAUCUACUUCGCCUCUGAGAACAGCAGGUCAGCCUGCUACAUGGGCUGCAUGUCCAAGAAGGCUGGCAUCAUGUUCCUGAUGGAGGUGGCCCUGGGCAAGCCCUACCGCAUCACCUGCGAUGACCCCACGCUGUGUCAGCCGCCUGCCGGCUACGACAGCGUCCUGGCCUGUGGCUGGACAGAGCCGGACCCCACGCAGGAUGAGGAGGUGCUGCUGGACGGCAAGAAGGUGCUGGUGUGCCAGGGCAAGCCCAACCCCAUGCCUGCCUACAAGGACUCUUCCUUCAGCCAGAGCGAGUACCUAAUCUACCAGGACAGCCAGUGCCGGAUCCGCUACCUUGUCUGGCUCCACUUCUGA
Messenger RNA from Gymnogyps californianus (California condor), 1575 nucleotides. It is a transcript of the gene PARP3, whose product is annotated as poly(ADP-ribose) polymerase family member 3. Lineage: Eukaryota; Metazoa; Chordata; Aves; Accipitriformes; Cathartidae. Gene Ontology annotation, cellular component: site of double-strand break. Gene Ontology annotation, molecular function: NAD+ poly-ADP-ribosyltransferase activity. The record is from RefSeq and is a predicted model, not a curated record.